AUGUCAUAUUUUAAGGACCAAGGCCUUGAGUGUAUCCCUUUUCGGCGUACAGAGCUCCCAGAGCCGGACUCUUUGACUACUGCCUCAGAUGCGACGUCGUCUAACCCACUAUACCUCUGUGGAUUUCCUCCCUUUGACCCGACCGCCUCAUUUUUGACCAUAAUUAGGUCGCAGCCUGCUACAUCUAUCACGCAACCUACUCCGACCAAUAUUAUACCACUUUCUUCGAUAGGGGUAAACCCUAUAGAGACGGCAGGACUACCGCGUCCCACAUUCUUCCCCCCCUCCGAAACGCCACCUAAUACUUUAAUAAUAAUCAUCGCGGCAUUCUCGGGUGCACUUGGACUUAUUAUAACCCUUUGCAUUGCCUUUGCAUGCUAUCGGUCAUUAAAGCGCCGUCGACAACAGAAUGCUAGAGAGGAAAGUAACAACCAGCCUAAUGUCGACGAAAACGCAGCUAGUCUGCAAGAGAGUAAGCAGAAUGAUAACAAUUCAUCUGAGGGGAAUGAUCAUGGGGUCAACCCUUUCAGACCUCCCUCAAAUCAUUCCAAUCAGAGGGCAACCGCCGGGCAACAUUCGGGAGCAUCUCUAGGAACGUCUUCGGGUUCUACAAUGCACACCGGAAGAGCAUAG
Daldinia vernicosa is the source of this 633-nucleotide messenger RNA. RefSeq lists its product as uncharacterized. The record is from RefSeq and is a predicted model, not a curated record. The transcript has a single exon. The coding region runs from base 1 to 633 and encodes 210 amino acids. Lineage: Eukaryota; Fungi; Ascomycota; Sordariomycetes; Xylariales; Hypoxylaceae.